GGCGGCCUCAACCGCCCGUACGUUGCCACGCUACUCAUUCCGUGGCCCCACCCCCGCACUCAUCCUCCAUCUCCAUCUCCCAACCCCGCAUUCUACUGUUCCAUCUUUCCACCUCCAUCCACCACAAUCCCUCCCACCAUGAGCUCUUACGACGCAACAAUCGACCCAGCACUACGCGACCUCCCCCCUCCUCCACCAGCAGCAGGCGUCAAGCGCAAGAUACGAGCUGCAAACGCUUCCCCAGUCCCAAUACCUCAAGACAGAGGAAGGGUCACUCGCAGGUCGGCUGCCGCUCUCCUUUCAGCAGCUCAGCAACUUCAUUCCGCCACGUCGCCCAGCAGUGACAAGGCCCUUUCCGCUCCCGAUCUUGAACCCUCUAGAGGCGAAGAGGAGAACAAGUAUCAGUGGACGCCACGAGACAGCGCUAAACGCUCUCGGCAUCGCUCUCCUUCCAGUCAUGCCGGCGGCGGCGGCGGUGGCCAUGCUCCUGCUCCACCCCGCGUCAACAACUGGACAGCUGCCCUAGCUGCAGGAUCUCCCAAUCUUUCUCCCACCUCAGCUCCUCCUCAAGGAACAGGUGGCCCCUCAUCGUCGUUGCACUCACCCACUCUUGGCGGCAUCGACAACCUCGCAGCCGCUGCGGCGACAUUCCAGCCCAACCCACCUCGCCAACAACUGCCAUAUCCAUAUGGCCUCACGCCGUUCCGAUAUCCCUGCCUCACGCCACACCUCCCCCAACCCCCACCAGGCGAUCCGACGAAUCCGGCCUUUAUCGCUUUCGAUCCCUCACACGCGAGCCAGAGAAGCACCACCACGUCGCCCAGCGAUUCGUCGCGCUCAAACGGCCACAUGGCGCCGAUGCCCGGCUCGAUGCCCGCGAGCCGACCCUCGUCUCGCGGCCGCGACGACCACUUUGCCUCGUUCUCGACGCUGCUCGCCGCAUCUGAAGCGCACUCGACGCAACAGUCCAUCGCGGGAUCGCAUCCGCCGUCAUACUAUCCUACCCCCGAGCGCGACUUGGGCGGGCGGUAGAGUCGUGAGCAGUGGGCGCUGUGAGAGGUGAUGUGAUCAGCGGACUGCGUAACGUUCCUUUGCGUGGACGGGGAACACAGUAUUAGUGUAUACUGGGGGCAGCUACGACGAGAGAAGAUCAGAGAAGCGGGCAGAUUGUAUCAUAGACAGCUAGAGCUAGAUGCCGGUAGGAGUUAUUUGUGUAAACACGGUGGAAUUCCGCCGGAAGUCUCUGCGCCGUUCUCGUUGACGCUGCUAUACAGCUAAAGCAGCUGCAAGCCCAAUCCCAGACUGCACAUAGUAGUGUAUAUGCGAAGCACGGCCGCAACGUACCCCGCGCCGCUGGACACGAUGAUGGCCAGGACGAUGAGGAAAUCUCCAUCUCCAUGUCCAGCUAGCGCACGUGGGUGAUCGGGGUGCCUUGGUACCACUCUCGACGUAUCGACGUAUCGACGUGCCAGCAUCGCAC
Messenger RNA from Cutaneotrichosporon oleaginosum, 1480 nucleotides. RefSeq lists its product as uncharacterized. NCBI's taxonomy places the organism in Eukaryota, Fungi, Basidiomycota, Tremellomycetes, Trichosporonales, Trichosporonaceae. The record is from RefSeq and is a predicted model, not a curated record.